AGGGAGGCGUGGGGUCUCCCCGCUCCCUCAGCAGGGUCGGGAGGCGAGAUCGCCCGGGGGAGCGGCCGCAGCCCAGCCCGCCGGACACCCUCCUGGGCUUCGGCGCGCUAGGCUGCGCGGAGGUGAGACGGGGCCCGGCGGGCUCCGGGAGGAGGCGGCCCCCAGGAAGGCGUGGCUCGCGGGGACGUGGCAGGACAGCCCCUUUGCGCAGACGGGGAAACCGAGAGAGCAGCCGCGGGCGAGUUCUCGAUGUGGAGACUUCUGUUUCAGGGCCCACCUCUGUGGCCACUGGCCAGUGGGUCCCGCGCCCACUCCUCCUCCAACAAAAGAAUCCGGAAAAGUGCGGUGCGCAUCGGCCUCCCGCCGAGUGUGCCUCUGGACCUCGCAUCCUUGGGAGGGGUUGUGGGCAGCACCCUUCCCCAUGCACACGGUGGGGGAGGGGGCACAGAUCCGCGGGCUCCCGAGUCCCGCCCUGCGCCCCAGUGCGGGAGGACAGAGGUGCACUGGGGUCACGUGGUCCAAGUGUUUGAGCCCUGCGGCCAGACAAGAGAGGCUCCUGGCCCCACCUAGCAAGCUCUGCUGGAGCCAUGAAGCUGAACGAGAGAAGUGUGGCCCACUAUGCACUGAGCAACUCCCCAGCAGACCACAUGGGCUUCCUGCGCACUUGGGGGGGGGCAGGGACUCCACCCACCCCCAGUGGCACUGGCCGAAGAUGCUGGUUUGUUCUCAAGGGCAACCUGCUGUUCUCCUUUGAGAGUCGAGAGGGCCGGGCCCCGCUGGGCCUGGUGGUGCUGGAGGGCUGCACGGUGGAGUUGGCCGAGGCGCCCAUGUCUGAAGAAUUUGCCUUCGCCAUCCGCUUCAACGCCCCUGGUGUGCGCCCACACCUGCUCGCAGCUGAUGGGUCAGCAGCCCAGGAGGCCUGGGUGAAGGCGCUGUCCCGGGCAAGUUUUGGCUACAUGCGCUUGGUGGUGCGGGAGCUGGAGAGCCAGUUGCGUGAUGCUCGCCAGAGCCUGGCCUUGCAUCGCCACUCAUCCUGGAAGGCCAUUACCAGCCGCUGUAAGCUCCAGGCUCCUGACUGCUUGCCUCGGGGUCUGGAGAACGGCUACUCCCUCUCCAGAGAUUGCAGCCCCAUAGGCUUGGUGGAAGAAGGGGGCAGCAGGCCAGCAGGGUCGGGCCUGGCUGAGUGUGAGCUUCAGGGCCCUGCCAACUUCCUCCUAGGCAGUGGGCAGAGCCCCGUGUCCCCUGAGACCUCUUGCUUCUCUACCCUGCAUGACUGGUACGGCAAGGAGAUCUUAGAGCUAAGGCAGGGGUGGCUGCAGAGGGCUCAGGGGAGCCAGCCAAAAUGUGAGGGACAGGAUAGGCCCUGAGUCUGGGCCCUUAAAGGUUCUGCCCUUGUCCUGCUGGUCAGGACGCCAGGGCCAAUUCUUUUUCAGGAGUUUGAUGUUUGUUUUCAAAGUUGCUUUUUUUUUUUUUUUUUUUUGAGGGAGGCAGUUCUCUCCUUCUUGCUUUUUAGGCCUUCUCCAGGUUCUAGAUCCACCUUUGUGCCUGGAGGGACCUAAGGACUCAUAACUUCCAACCCCUUUACUUCCUGAGGCCCAGAGAGGAAAGAUGGCUUGCUCAUCAGUCAGAGUGAGGCCCCAGUUUCCUGACACAGUGCUGGACACUGUCCCUCACUCAGGGGAUAUUAAUGAAAUGGAAGAAGUGGGGAGUAUUACGUGGUCACAGGGCCACCCUGCCUUUCACCUACACACCACACUUAGCCAGUUUCCAACAUGGGGAGUCUUGUGUGCAUUUAGAUAACAGAAGUUGGCUUCCGGGACUGACAUUAUCGGAGAAGGUGGAUUUAUUAUAUC
This is a messenger RNA of Hipposideros armiger (great roundleaf bat), 1853 nucleotides long. RefSeq names its product PH domain containing endocytic trafficking adaptor 2 (gene PHETA2). The transcript is spliced from 3 exons. Lineage: Eukaryota; Metazoa; Chordata; Mammalia; Chiroptera; Hipposideridae. Gene Ontology annotation, biological process: retrograde transport, endosome to Golgi; endosome organization; receptor recycling. The record is from RefSeq and is a predicted model, not a curated record. Bases 588 to 1367 code for a protein of 259 amino acids. Gene Ontology annotation, cellular component: early endosome; recycling endosome; trans-Golgi network.